This is a messenger RNA of Vigna unguiculata (cowpea), 1771 nucleotides long. RefSeq names its product UDP-galactose/UDP-glucose transporter 2-like. NCBI's taxonomy places the organism in Eukaryota, Viridiplantae, Streptophyta, Magnoliopsida, Fabales, Fabaceae. Gene Ontology annotation, molecular function: 3'-phosphoadenosine 5'-phosphosulfate transmembrane transporter activity. Gene Ontology annotation, biological process: transmembrane transport; 3'-phosphoadenosine 5'-phosphosulfate transport. Gene Ontology annotation, cellular component: Golgi membrane; endoplasmic reticulum membrane. The record is from RefSeq and is a predicted model, not a curated record.
AACUGCCCUUAACCCCAAGCUGGUCUUCUCCUUGUGCCACAAUUUAAUACUCCUAAGUCCUUCCCCAUGAAAUGAAGAGCGUCCCUUGAAAAUUGAAAAAAUAUUGAAUCUUUCUCUUUCUUUUCUUAUUUAUUCAAUUCCUUCCACCUUUGCUUGGAAUCAACAUUACAUGAACAUAUAGUGGUACAUAGGAGACAGCUGAGAUUAUGUGUAUGAAUGAUCACAUUUACACACACUGCUACUCUUUCAAUUUCUCUCUCUUUUUACUUUCUCUCUUUCAAUCUUACAUGCACAAAGUGGUGACCCCCUGCAAUUUGCUUGCAGAGACUGGUCACUGAUCAGAUAAGUUUCAAGUUUUUUUUUUUGUGAUCAAAAUUCUUUUUUUUUUUUUGGGGUUGGCGAAGUCGACAUGCAAGAGCAAGAUUUCUAGGCUGGUUGAUGGUUUGAGUUCCAAAGGUGUUGUCUUUUUGGUGAAUUGGAUUCUGGGUGUGGAGGUUGUUGAAGAGUGGACAGAGAACAGAUGAAGAACGAGGAGCAGGCUCGUAGUUUGUUUGGAAUUUCACUCUCUGACCGACCAAGAUGGCAGCAAUUCCUUAUUUGUUCAUCGGGCUUCUUCUUUGGAUAUCUUGUUAACGGCAUCUGUGAGGAAUAUGUGUAUAAUAGGCUCCAUUUUAGCUAUGGUUGGUAUUUCACAUUUGUUCAAGGGUUUGUGUACCUGUGUCUGAUUUACCUUCAAGGCUUCACAAGCAAGCAAAUGGUGAAUCCAUGGAAAACUUAUGUGAAGCUCUCAGCUGUGCUUAUGGGUUCUCAUGGCCUAACAAAGGGUUCCUUAGCUUUUCUUAACUAUCCUGCACAAAUCAUGUUCAAAUCCACAAAGGUUCUGCCAGUGAUGAUUAUGGGUGCCUUCAUUCCUGGUCUGAGAAGGAAAUAUCCAUUACAUGAAUAUGUAUCUGCAAUACUUCUUGUAGUUGGCUUGAUCCUGUUCACUCUAGCAGAUGCACAGACAUCACCAAAUUUCAGUGUCAUUGGUGUUGUUAUGAUUUCUGGAGCAUUGGUCAUGGACUCUUUCCUGGGAAAUCUUCAGGAAGCAAUAUUCACUAUGAACCCUGAGACCACACAGAUGGAGAUGCUCUUUUGUUCAACAGUAGUGGGUUUGCCUUUCUUAAUCCCACCCAUGCUUUUCACAGGAGAAUUAUUCAAAGCAUGGACUUCAUGUUCACAGCAUCCCUAUGUGUAUGGAGUUUUGAUCUUUGAAGCAAUGGCCACAUUUAUAGGUCAAGUAUCUGUCCUCUCCCUCAUUGCCAUCUUUGGUGCUGCCACCACAGCCAUGAUAACAACAGCAAGAAAGGCAGUGACAUUGCUACUGUCAUACUUGAUAUUCACAAAACCAUUAACAGAACAACAUGGGAGUGGACUUUUACUCAUAGCUAUGGGAAUCACACUGAAGAUGUUGCCUGAUAGCAAAUUCAGCAGCAACAAGAGGGACUUAAAUUCUUCUCCAAGGGAUCUCAGAGCAAAAUCCAGUGGUGAUCAAGAGUUGGGGAAUCUGCCAAAUUCUGAAGGGGAAAAUGAUGAAAGGAGGCCCUUGGUCUAGCUUAAUAUGUGUUCUAAAUGAAACCAAAUUUUAUUUUUUGUAAGUCAUAUUAUUUUUAAAUUCACAAUUUCUUUGUUAUUUUCAUGUCAUGUGAAAGGAAAAAGAAAAUAAUUUGAUGUUCAAAUUAGUAUUUUAUAUUAUUUUUUUAAUGGAAAGUCUCAGAUUUUAUUGCUUUAC